AUGGAUUUUCCGCAAACGCCACCAUUCCGCAUUAUCAUUGCCGGGGCCGGCCUCGUGGGCUUAACUGCGGCACACAUACUACACCAGGCCGGUAUCGACUUUGUGAUCCUAGAGAAGCACGUAGAUCCAGUCCCAAAGGUCGGAUCCGUCAUGACGAUCUGGCCGCAGACACCUCGCAUGUUCCAACAGCUGGGACUUGAUACGUUUCUUGAUCCUCUGAUGGAGUCUCUCCGGACCAGCAUCGUUAUCUCUGGGGACAAUUCGCGCCAGCUCGACGUCUCUGAAUUUCCAUCUACCAUCGAGAAACAUGGUGUUCAGGUGAUUUGUAAGGACGGCCACGUUGAAGACGGAUCCAUUCUCAUUGGUGCCGACGGGGUCCGGAGCCGUAUACGCCUGUGCAUGGAGGCUCUGCGACAACAUAAAGCACCUCACGACCUGGAUGAGAAAUAUCAAAGGCCGUACCACUCCACUUACAGGGUACUCGUAAGCCAAGUCGAACCAUUGCCAGAUGCUCCAUUACGUGUCAAAUGCGACGGCGUCAGUUACGGCGCUGCAACGCAAUUCUUACACGGCAACCAGGUCUCUUGCUUCGCCAUCUAUGAGAAGCUGACAAAACCGGCUCCGAGACAUCACCACUACACAGAAGAUGACAAGCAUGAGAUGCUGAAGCGCUGGGCCCAUCUGAUGGUCAUGCCAGACUAUUCGGUACGUGAUUUGAAGUUGACGGGAGGUAAUAUUGGGCUGUAUGACUGCGAAGAGGGCUUGAUAUCUAGUUGGUACCACGGUCGUAUUGUACUGGUGGGUGAUGCGGUAAGGAAGCUUGAUCCCCACACGGGCAUGGGAUACAAUGAGGGGGUUAUCGACCUGAUAGUGCUUAUCAACUAG
Molecule: messenger RNA, 885 nt
Organism: Microdochium trichocladiopsis
Lineage: Eukaryota; Fungi; Ascomycota; Sordariomycetes; Xylariales; Microdochiaceae
Exons: 2
Coding region: 1-885 (294 amino acids)
Molecular function (GO): FAD binding
Source: RefSeq, a predicted model, not a curated record